Molecule: messenger RNA, 2052 nt
Organism: Paramuricea clavata
Lineage: Eukaryota; Metazoa; Cnidaria; Anthozoa; Malacalcyonacea; Plexauridae
Source: the annotation of a GenBank genome assembly
AUGGCGCACGACCAUUUUAAAGUUGCCUUAGAAGCGGCACUCAAGUUUUUUCCAAACAUUAAAUUAAAAGAAGAGCAAGAAGUUUGUAUUCGGAGCAUAGUUUUGGACAAAAUGGACGUUCUUGCAGUUCUUCCAACAGGAUACGGAAAGAGUAUCAUCUACCAAAUACUCCCCAAGGUUAUAUCCGAAUUGCGAUACAACCAUACAAGGGAUAGAAAGACAGCUAUAGUUAUCGUGGUCAGUCCACUCGAGCAGAUUCGUAAGCAGCAAGUAGAAAGACUGAAUGCAAGGGGAAUCAAAUCUGCUUCGCUCGAGGAUGUUAAGGCUAGUGACGAUACAAUGCUUUGCGAAUUCGAGGUCCUUUUCGGAAGUGCUGAGCAGAGGUUAUCCGAUAAGUGGGUUAAGACCUUAAAGUACGGCUACCUCUACGAAACAGAGGUAUUGGUAGUAGAUGAAGUGCACACAAUUCAGAUAUGGUAAGAAGUAUUUCUGAUUAAUGAAAUAUUAUGUAUAGUUUUCAAUUAUAAACAUAUUGUUGUGCCUGCUAAUACGUGCCAAUUAGAACGUUUAUACAAGAACACAGUCAUGACUGAAGCAAUAUAAGAGCUUAUGGUUUUGUUUAUCCCCUUUUCGUAAAUAUGACCUAAAAUAUUACUGAAAUUUUCAACUUUUGUAAGCUUUCAUCUUGUUUAUGUUUUAAUCUUGUCUACUACAAGAUUACUUAAUAAUUACACUGCUAUUACAUUGAUUUAUUUGUUGUUUUAAAUGUUUUAGGGGGAGUGGGGAAAAGGGAAAAGCUGCCUUUCGGAGAGCAUUUAGUCAUGUUAAUGACUUGCGUUCAUUCUUGGGUAAUAAGCCUGUGUUGGGGCUAACAGCAACUGCAGACAAGUAUAUGAGACAGAAACUUUGCAAACUUUUAAACCUAAAAGGGCACAAGGAAAUUCUGAUCAGUCCUAACAGGCAAAAUAUAAGAUUUACAGUUGCAAAUGCUGAUAAGAAUCUUUCAUGCUUUGACUGGCUAGUGAGCAUUCUAAAGUCACUAAAAGAAGAUGCACCAUAUACCAUAAUAUUCUGCCACACUGUUAGUGAUAUUGUAUUUGUGCUAAGUUCACUCAUGGCCAAGCUCCGCAAUGAUGCAUAUGUUGAUGGAACCACCCAAGAGAGAUGCCUUUUAGGGGUAUAUUACUCUGCCACUCCAGAAUCUGAGAAGCAAAAAAUAUGUACAUCAUUUAAUGGUACUGGAACAGUAAGAGUGGCUAUAGCUUCAACAUCUUUAAGAAUGGGAGUGGAUUUUCCACAUGUGACCUAUGUGAUUCACUUUGGACCUGGUAGAAGUCUUGUUGACCAUCUGCAAUAGGCAGGGAGAGCUGGUAGAGAUGCCAAGCAGUCAUUUAAUAUAAUAUUUUAUUAAGGGAAGCACAUUAGAUUCUGUGACCAACCCAUUAGAGAUGUGAUAAAAAAGAAUGAUUGCAUACGGAAACUUCUGCUAUGUCAUUUCACUGAGGAUAAUAUAGAUGUGUCAACAAUGCAUGACUGCUGCAGUAGAUGUCAUAAAUUAUGUGCAUGUGGUGGUGAUAGUCAAUGCACAAAUCCAGUUUACGAGUUUGAUCAUAUUGUGGUUAAUAAGCCCACAACUAAUACGGCUAUGCAACGAGUGGUGACAGAGGAUGAUAGAACAUGUCUUAAAGAGGCAUUACAAGAAAUCCAACUUUCCCUUGCUGUGAGCUCUGGUGUGACAUUAUUGACUCUUUUGGCCUUAUUACACAUGGAUUUUCAGACAAUGUGAUUGAGUCAAUUACAUUCAACUGUGAGAAGAUCUUCAGUAUCCAUGACCUUAUGGAAUAUGGAUUUAUUUCGUCGAUUCAUGUGGCACUGAUCGUACUUGAAGUUUUCUAUGAAAUAUUUGAAGAUGUUGUGAUUGAUGGAAGUCUUCGUAAUGUUCCUGCAUUGACAAGACCUGUGUACAAUGCAAUUCUAAAUGCUGCUACACCAUAUGAGACUGAGAAUCAUGAUAAUCCUGCAUCCUUUCAUAGUGAUGAUUCAUUCAAUUAA